AUGGCCCUCGCUCUUUGCCUCUGGCCGCUGCAGCUACUCAAGCUCCACAACGGCCGCGGCAGGGGCGAGCGAACGUCUGAUAUUGGCAGCCAACGAAUUCACAUUGGCGGUCAGAACUCGAUGAAGCUGGAGCUGGCGAUCAGCGAGCUUGGUGAGGUAGCUGACGCACGAGUACAUGCCAAUGGCGGGGAAGGCCAUGCUUCCUCGCCUGGUGGUCUUGCCAUCGCGGCCUAA
Colletotrichum orchidophilum is the source of this 234-nucleotide messenger RNA. RefSeq lists its product as uncharacterized. Bases 1 to 234 code for a protein of 77 amino acids. The transcript is spliced from 2 exons. Lineage: Eukaryota; Fungi; Ascomycota; Sordariomycetes; Glomerellales; Glomerellaceae. The record is from RefSeq and is a predicted model, not a curated record.